Molecule: messenger RNA, 2295 nt
Organism: Trypanosoma rangeli
Lineage: Eukaryota; Euglenozoa; Kinetoplastea; Trypanosomatida; Trypanosomatidae
Product: putative trans-sialidase
Exons: 1
Coding region: 1-2295 (764 amino acids)
Biological process (GO): ganglioside catabolic process; oligosaccharide catabolic process
Cellular component (GO): membrane; intracellular membrane-bounded organelle; cytoplasm
Molecular function (GO): exo-alpha-sialidase activity
Source: RefSeq, a predicted model, not a curated record
AUGAGUGAGCAGCGACACCUGCUCAGGAUGUACCGGCACAUGUUUUAUUCCGCGAUGUUGCUCCUCCCCUCCAUGCUGUUGAUGUGCAGUUGCGGGGCUGUGAACGCUGCGAAGGCGAGUGGGUCACAACCGAUUGCUCUCUUCAAAGUGGGAGAAACACGAUUAUCUGCUUCCGUGGGGAACGAGGCUGCAUCGGGAGAUAAUGACGUCAAGGCGUUUAACGGACAUUCCCUUGUUGAGGUCGGUGGUUUAAUGAUGGCCCUCGCCAAAGCGAACUUCCGCAGGGCUGGCGAUCCCAAUGUUGGCAUGUGGGAAAAGCACGUCAGCGCUACGGGUGACGGAUGGGCGAGGCAAGUUGUUGCGCAGGAUAAAACGGGUUGGUGGACGGGUAUUGCCGUGAAGCAACGUGGGGAAGCGUACUGCAGGUCCCAAUUGGGUGGCCCCAAGGCCGUGGCUAAGAGAAAUAAAAUAUUUCUGCUCUUGGAGCACCUUCGUGCGACAUGUGUGAGGGCGACUGCAAGCCAGGCAACUUUUGAUCUUGAGCUGUUUGUUGGCACUGUUGGGGAGCCCACAGCUAAAGGCGAACCAAUCGUGUGGAGUGCUGGGAACUUAACAAAUGCUGCAGUUACUGCCCACCUGAAAAAGGAGAAAUGGAUUAAAUUUUGGGGAAGUAACGGCAGGGGCGUGUUGCUGCGUGACGGCACGAUUGUGUUUCCUCUGGUGGCUGUGAAGACGAACGAUAAAAAAGAAGUCUGCACCAUUAUUUCUUCAAACGACGAUGGUCACACCUGGAAUUUCCCUGUGAAGGGCUUUGUUGAGGACUGCUCCGAUCCCAACCUCUUCGAGUGGGAGGGGAAGCUGCUCAUGGUCGCCACGCACGCAACGUAUCGCAAGAAGGUGCAUGCGUCCAGUGACGUGGGAGAGACAUGGACGGAACUGGGCGGCAUGCAUUCGAACGUCCUGAGUGAGGCUGUGAAGGCUGCGCCAUCUGGCGGUCGGGUUGACAUCUUGACUGCAUCCAUCGAGGGAAGGAAAGUAGUACUGUUUACUCUGCACGACCAGUUUGAUGGUAUGAGAAAGACGAACGCGUUGCAUCUUUACAUGACGGAUAUGGCUCGGUUUUAUCCUGUUGGGCCGAUCUCUGCUGAUGGUGCUGUGAAGACCUCCGGAAGUCUUCUGUACGUCAAUGGUGAAUUGUUUGCUCUGCACGAGCAGCAAGCAGAUAAGGGCGCGGUUGUUUUAACGCACCUCUCUGCGCAGCUGGCGGAAAUAAAGCGUGUGCUGAGGACUUGGGAUGCCGUUGACAAGGAGGUUGCACUACUUUGCAACUCCGCCAGCAAGGAAGAAGCUGCACCCAGCAACGCCUGCGGCACGGCGGCGCUCACGGCCGGGCUGGUUGGCUUUUUGUCUAGUGGGGGUGACAAUAAUAACUGGGUGAAUGAGUACCUCGGGCUGAAUGCCUCUUUGACGGGUGCAGAGCGGGCUGACGCUGGCGUGGUGUUCAAGAGAACUGCCGCAGAAGGGGUAUGGCGUGUGGGGAAUCGAUGGCAGAACCAGCGUUUCCACUUUGUGAACGACAACUUCACGCUUGUGGCGACGGUCGUCAUCCAAAGUCGGCCGUCCGGUGCUGGUCCUAUUUCUUUGCUGGGGGCACGCGGUCCCGGAGACGCGAAGCUGAUGGAGCUGUCGUACACCCCGGACCACAAAUGGGUGACGACGUUCAACGCGGCUACGAACCACGUGCCCGACAAAACUUGGGAACUAAAUAAGGCGUACCAAUUGGCUCUCGUGCUGCACGACGGCAGUGGCUCCAUGUACGCCGACGCCCAGCCGCUGGGGAGCCCGGUGCAGCUGCCAAUGGCCGGAGAGGCGGGUCGCGAUGUGUCAGAAUUCUACUUUCUGGGCACCGGCAACAGCCAAGUUGCGGUGCGGAAUGUGCUGCUGUAUAACCGUCCGCUGACCGCCGCGGAACUGCAGGUAUUCCUUCAGCGUGACGGGCAGACUGGGGCGGGUUCACAGAAAAGGGAGGAAGGGAGUCCGAGCACCGAGAAUUCCGCUGCAGCUGCAUCAGCGGAGGCUCUUGGCGUUGACGGCGCCGCCGCUUCAGCUUCAGGUCCAAGGAAAGAAACGUCUUCGCCCUCGCCUGCCAAGGCGGAGUCCGGUGCUGGAAACACUGCCAGUGGUGCAGCCGCCCCUUCGCCAGUAAAAGGAAUCGGUGACAGAGCUAUGCGUACGCGCGCGUCGGCGGUGUUGCUGCUUUUCCUGGGCCUGUGGGGCAUCGCAGCUCUUUGCUGA